Molecule: messenger RNA, 1176 nt
Organism: Cucurbita moschata (crookneck pumpkin)
Lineage: Eukaryota; Viridiplantae; Streptophyta; Magnoliopsida; Cucurbitales; Cucurbitaceae
Product: adenine phosphoribosyltransferase 1-like
Exons: 7
Coding region: 48-818 (256 amino acids)
Biological process (GO): adenine salvage
Cellular component (GO): cytosol; cytoplasm
Molecular function (GO): adenine phosphoribosyltransferase activity
Source: RefSeq, a predicted model, not a curated record
UCUUUUUCAUCCUUUUUACGUUUCGAUUUCUCAGAUCACAACCGGCGAUGAAAGCAGCCUCCAAUCUCAGUUCCUCACUUCCUAUUUCGCCGUCACACUAUAGGACCACCGCGGUCUUCACUCCUCAUCGGCUGAUCGCUUCUCCGUCAACAGCCGUGGGCGAUGCUUUCUCGUCGUGUCGUACACAUUUGACUCGCUCUCCACAUCAUCGAUAUUCGCUCAAGCCUCUGCGAUGCAAUGUGAGCAAGGCGGUGCCGGAUCAAGAAAUGGCGUCCACCGAUGAACAAGACCCACGCAUAGCCAAAAUCGCCAAGGCCAUUCGAGUAAUCCCAGAUUUCCCUAAACCAGGGAUUUUGUUUCAGGAUAUCACAACGUUGCUUCUUGAUAUAAAGGCCUUUAGGGACACUAUUGAUUUGUUCGUGGAGAGGUACAGAGGGAAGGAUAUUUCUGUUGUUGCUGGAAUUGAGGCGAGGGGCUUCAUUUUUGGCCCUCCGAUAGCUCUGGCUAUCGGUGCAAAAUUUGUUCCCAUGAGAAAACCCAAGAAGUUGCCUGGUGAAGUCAUUUCAGAAGAAUACUCUUUAGAGUAUGGAACAGAUAAAAUUGAGAUGCACGUAGGAGCUGUUGAAGCUGGAGAACGUGCUCUUGUGAUAGAUGAUCUCAUUGCAACUGGGGGAACCUUGUGUGCAGCAAUAAGGCUACUUGAGCGAGUUGGCGUUGAGGUGGUCGAGUGUGCUUGUGUGAUCGAGCUGCAGGGACUAAAGGGACGAGAACGAUUGGGAGGCAAACCUCUAUUCGUUCUAGUUAACGCGAUGGCAUGAUCGUAGAGCCUUCUUAUGCAAUACAACGCAUUUGGUAUUGGUCGUUACAAGAUCUUACUGCUGCUAGAAGUUGAAGUUUCCAAGUACUGCAUAAUUUUGAAGUGGAGAGUAUUGCUAGAAAUAAAAGGGAUGGUAUUAAUCUGAGAGUUGAAGAGAUAAAACAAAAAGAAGAAAAAGAAAAUAUUAGCUUUUGAUUAUUCUGGUUGUUAUGUAUUUGUUGUUUGUUAAUUGUCGUGCUGUCUCCUUUCUGCCUGCCUGUUGACGAUGUUAAUUUUGAUUAUCUGCACAAACUUCUUUAUUUUGCAGUUAAUUAGUUUUUAUCAAAUAAAAAUGCCUCCUCAUGCAUCAUUACUUUUUA